Molecule: messenger RNA, 1755 nt
Organism: Copidosoma floridanum
Lineage: Eukaryota; Metazoa; Arthropoda; Insecta; Hymenoptera; Encyrtidae
Product: ionotropic receptor 75a-like
Cellular component (GO): membrane
Molecular function (GO): ligand-gated monoatomic ion channel activity
Source: RefSeq, a predicted model, not a curated record
AUGUGUUGCGGCAUCAUCGAGUUAUCGAUUGCCCAUUCGGAUAAUCACUUCGUCGUGGAUUAUUUCAAGUACAAAGUAGCUCAUCACGUGGCUGGGUUUUCCUGCAACAGCGACGAAGAUAAUAAUGAUUUAGUGAAAAGUUUUAGCAGCGUCGACAUUUUUUCUACGGUGGAUAAGUUACGCGAGAAUAAAGUGACGUUACACACGUACUUGUCGACGAUGCAUCGAAAGCUUGGAAUAUUUUUAGACUCGAGGUGCAAUAGCGCCGAGGAAAAUGAGAACCUCCUGGCACAGGCAUCAGAACUGCUUCUCUACGGCGAGCUGCACAAUUGGCUAAUUUUAGGAGACGAUCUGAACGAAACGAUCGAAAUGUUGAACGACACCGAAUUCAGUCUAUCUACCGAUCUCGUAUUAGCCAUUGCUGGUAACGACGGAUUCGUCAUGUAUGACGUUUACAACUUGUGCAAGUAUCGCCAGGGAAUAUUAAACGUCACGUUGUUGGGCCAUUGGAACAGCACCAAUGGUCUCCACAUUGUUUUGACCCAAACCAAACUCUCGAGGAGGUCCAAUUAUCACGGCAUGCUGCUGCGCAUGGCUGUUCUGGUGUUUGAUAAACCGAACGAGACAUCGAUGUACGACUACCUGCACGACUACGCCGGAAAACAAAACGAUACCAUGCCGAAAUUCACAUUUGCAGUGUGGGAAGCGAUUGCCGAUUUGUUUAAUUUCACAAUAGAACUGAAGCCGUUCGAGUCGAAAAAGGUGGCAAACCGCAACGGACCGAUCAUCAAAAUGAUGAGCAACAGAGAAGUCGAAUUGAUCGUCAACACGGCUAUUUACACGCCGGAGCGAAUAGACGUCGUUUCCGCGAGUCCCGUAUGGCCACUCCGCACGUGUUUCAUGUUCCGCACGACGCCGUCCAAGAAGAUCAAAGUCAAUCACUUCCUCAGACCCCUGGCCAGCGCGACGUGGUACCUGACACUCGUCUUCACGAUCGCGGUGGUGUGUGUCUUCGCCUCCGUGCUGGUCGUCGAGUGCGGCAGCAACGAUUUCCAACGAUACUCGGACGCUAUUUUGUUUGCAAUCGGCAGCUUGUGCCAACAAGGUACCGAUCUGCAAGCGACGAAAGCAGCGACUCGCAUAGCCCUGCUGCAAACGAUGGUGUUCAGCCUGUUGCUGUACAACUACUACUCGGCCAGUGUGGUGUCGGCCCGGCUGAGCGAGCCCCUGGAAAAAAUCAACGACUCGCUGAACGAGCUCGCAAAGACCGAUUUGAAAUUCGGAGCCGAGCCGAUACUCUACUUCAAUUUUUACAUCCAGAGAUCGGAUUGGGAGGGCCAGCAGUUUUACAAUCGGAGGUGGGUCAAGAUACCCGACGACGAGAAAUUCAUGCCGGCCGACGUGGGCGUGAGGCGGAUUUUACAGGGUGACUUUGCGUACCACAUUGACGUGAACGUGGCGUUCCCGAAAAUCGAGAGGCUCUUCGACAACCAGCACGUGUGCCAAUUGACGUUUGUUCACCUGGUACCGCCCACCGAUACGUGCAUAUUGUCGGCGAGAAACGGCUCGUUCGUUGAAAUGACCAGAGUUGGCGUUGCCAGGGUAAGAGAGACGGGCCUGCGCUCGAGAUUGAUCCAGAAAUGGGCGGCGAGGACUCCACGAUGCCGGACCGACAUCGUCGUCAUCGCUCCGUUGACCAUCUACGAGGUGGCUCCGGCCUUUCUGGUGCUUGCUUUCGGCGCCAUGGUGAAAUGA